Vicia villosa (hairy vetch) is the source of this 1119-nucleotide messenger RNA. RefSeq lists its product as uncharacterized. Lineage: Eukaryota; Viridiplantae; Streptophyta; Magnoliopsida; Fabales; Fabaceae. The record is from RefSeq and is a predicted model, not a curated record. The transcript has 2 exons. Bases 285 to 884 code for a protein of 199 amino acids.
CACUUUACGUAUUAAAAACAAACCCACAAGAGUUGGAUACUCACGCUUCUUCUUCUUUUUUUUCACCGAUAUUUUCCAAUCACACUUUUUUUAAACUUUUCUUCUUCCUGGCAUCACCCUUCGGGUGAUGAUAGCUUUCUAUACCCGUGAACCACAAAGCCAAAUAUCUUCACCAACACUUGCUUUCCCUCACUAUAGAUAUUUCAGAUACCGUCGCUUAAAGUACUAAACACCACGCAUCAAUCUUUUUAAAUUUUACAUCUUUACCCUUCUCUGUAAUCUCCAUGCCAAACACCAAAAACCAACGUAAUGCUCCGGUGGAAACUCACCGGCGAGGCAAAUUAACAGAUAAAUCAUUGUCUUUUCACGGCCACACUUCACUCUCGGCGGCCACGUUGGCCACUGCACAAAUUCGCCGACCAAAAACGAUGCCGGAACUCGUAUUAUACAGGAAGCGUGCAGCAACGAUGACGACGCCGGACAUUUUCCCGAGACAGCCGUCGAAGUUGCUGCUGAAGGUUACCAUGAUGGGGAGUCUUGGUCCUGUACAAGUGUUGAUAACACCAGAAUCAACCGUUGGAGAUUUGAUCGCGGCGGCGGUGUGCAUAUACGUUAAAGAAGGUCGCCGUCCAAUCUUGCCGUCGAAGGAAGCUUCCUGCUUCAAUCUCCAUUACUCCCAGUUCAGCUUAGAAAGUUUGGAUAGGAAUGAGAAGCUGAGGGAAAUUGGAUCAAGAAAUUUCUAUAUGUGUCCUAAGAAAUUUGGAGAGGGUGAGAAUAACGGUGGUGACGGUAGCGUAACGGCGUCGUUUGGUUCAUGUUCAAGAGAAGCGGAAAAAGCGAGCAAAGGUUUUGGUUUGUUAAGGUGUAUGGAUUUCUUGCUGUAAAAAUGGUUGGUUCAGAAUGAAUCACCACUUGUACAUGUUGUUUCCAAUAAUUUGUUUUUAUUAUUAUUUUUUGUCUUUGAAAUAAAACUGUGAAUGAAUUAUGAAUGGUUUGGCCGGUUACUUGUAAAAUAGGUCGGCUAUGCUAGUUGUAGUAGAUUUGUAGAGUGGAAAUGGCAAAGUAGCGUCAAUGUCUUGAAUUGUUUUUUCUUCCUCUUUAUAUAUUUUCUUUCUUUUG